AUGAGCAGGGCGUGUGACGUGUUCAUCUCGGCGGUGCCGGGAGAAGCCGACGCGGCCGGUGAAACCCUGAAGGCAAGCCUGGAUGACCGUGCGUUGGACACGUUUCUCGAUCUCACACCAACGCCCACCCCGUCCGCGGGUUCAAGCACUAGCUCAUCGUCUCAUGGCCCGGACGUGCCACGUGCAGCUGCUUUGCGUGCAUGCAAGCUUGUGGUCAUCUUGGGGACGCCAUCCUACGGAUUAGAGGUGCCUGCAAGCACGCCCAGUGAUGACAACGUUGAUGAUGAUCAAGACCAGGACAGCGGAAGCGACGCCGCCUGCCAACAAUACGGCGACACUGGUUGUCCGGACAAGAACAGUAAGGCUUCGAGCAAGCAGCAGAAGCGCAACCCGACGGCGAGCGACCUUGCGUUCGUGUUGCAGCACCAGAAGCCACUUGUGGUCAUCGACAUGUGCCAGUCUGCGUUUAAUUCGCCGUCGGUGCAGGAGCGCUUGCUGCACAGUGCUCACGCCACCAAAGUUGACUGGCACCUGGACACAACAACGGACACGACCAUCAGUGUUCCCGCUCCCGUCCUGGCAUGCAUCUCUGACAAACUAAUGAGCGUCUCCUUCUCUAGGCAGGCUCGAUCCAUCAAUUUGGUGCCAACAGUUGAAGGCUCGAUCCCUGCAAGCACGGACACAAACACGGACAAGCUGUACGAAGAUGGAAACAUUGUCGAUCAGCCUGGCAUGGCUGUCAAUCUCGCAGUUGAAGUUGCGCGCUCCUUCCCAAUUCAGCAAGCUGAAGCGCAGAAAGCACUGUCGAACGGGCAGCACCCACCUGGCACAUUUAUUCUGCGGGAUGGCCCUGUACCAAACACCAUCAUCAUAGCCCUGCUCGCACGGGAGGGCGUUGUCGAGGAGCAUACGCUCACGAAACACGACAGUCACUCUUUUUCCCUGAACAACGAGCUCUUGCCAAAGGAGUGCACCACGCUUCAAGCCAUCAUCUCCCAUCUCAAGACCAACCCUCACUCGCUUCCCCUCCCGCUGGGGAAUGCCGUGGUGCUGCCGCACGUGUAUGAGAAGACAACCCCCAAGGGAAGCACACCACCCUUGAAACCCGGACAUGUGCAGUCCCUGCAGCCCAGCCACCAUUCUUCGCCGCAGUCCAACUACGAAGCCACAUUGUCCAAUGCUCACUCCGGUGAGGCUGGCAGCAACCACGGCAGCCACCCCAGUGGAAUGCCUUCGCGUGGUGCAGCGGGGAUGCGAGGCCUGCCCGCCGCCGUCGGUCAGGGACGUGCUGAUCAGCCCAUUCGACUGUACGGCGAUCCCACGAACCCGGGCGGAGUACCGACGCGACCGCUCUAUGUGCAUGUUCCGCCAGCCGGGCAAACGGCCAUCGAUCCAAGCUCAUUCAAGGUGUACGGCGACGCAAACGCCUCAACAGGAGCGCGCGAUCAAGAGAGGCAACAGCAGCAGCCAGGCCCACAGGAGCAAGCGCCGCCCGGCAACAGCAAGGGCCAGGACUACCUUGAGCCUGUGAGCACGCGGCCAUCCUCGUCCAUCCCAAACUGCUAUGGGCAAAUCAUGGCCAACCCCGACUACGAGCACCUCAAGCCCGAGUACGACCACAUCUCGGAGGACGACGAGUUUGGUCUGCCGACGACCGAGCAGCUGCGUACCUUUGAGAUGGAGCUCAGCGGCGACGGCACCAGCGGUGCACAUGACGAGCAUGCACAGCGACAGCAGCAGGGACGCCCAAGAAAGGCCGCAAGGGCAGCGCGUGGCGAUGGAAAGGGCUCUCUCACUGAGAACCCGGUCCUCGCCUGGUGCUCCGCGCUGUGCGUGCUGUGCGGACUUGGCUCGUGCGGCAAGCGCCGUCUCAGAAUCAUCGCAGGCGUCUCAGUCUUCGCCUUGGUCAUCAUCAUCGUUGCAGCCGUUGCGGCAACGUCAGCCGGCGGCGGUGGUGGUGGAAAUGGCCCCAGCAGCGCGGCAGCAGCGACGUGCGAGACGAUCCUGCCGCUCACACUCGAUUGCCUGGACACAGAGUCAACCACCCUAGUGGAGUAUGCGGCCGUCAACUCAGGGCCCGUGUGCGAGGUGCAGCGUGUGGAGAACUGCUGCUGCGACGCCUUCUUCACCUUGGCCCGUGUCAACGGCUCGGUGCACGUCGUCGCCAACGCUACGAGCCCCACGUCCCUGAGCCUCGGCUCCCACCUCACGUACAUCGCCGGUGACUUUAUCAUCGACACCACACCACCUUCACCCUCCUCCUCCUCCUCCUCCUCCUCCUCCUCCUCCUCCUCCUUUGCCGGUGUGGCUGUACAGUCAUCGUCCUUGCUGCCCAUGUUGGCUAUGGUUGAUUUUGGCGUCGUCGAGCGCAUUGGUGGGAGCGUCCGCGUGGCUGGAUUUGGCGCGCUGACGCACGUUGACUUCCGUCAACUGACCUUCAUUGGCGGAUCUCUUGAUCUCCGAGACAGUACCGUCCUCCACUCACUCAGCCUUGAGCAGGUGGCCAGCGUCGGUGGCAGCGUCGUGCUCAACAACACCUCCCUGACCAGCAUCGAUUUUGGCGCGCUCACACAGGUUGCAGGCGAUCUUUCGCUCGCCUCAACUCCCGUCACGAGCAUCGACCUUGCCAGGAUCGCACACAUCGGCGGCACCCUAACCAUGCGCCAGGACACCCCCCACCUCGAGACAGUCCGUCUUGGGCAGCUCACGCGUGUUGGGGGCGACGUGGUGCUUGCAGGCACCGCUGUUCGUGCUGUGGCGCUUGCGCGUAUGACCACCAUCGGCGGCAGCUUGCUCGUGCGCGAUAACAACCUGCUCACGUCCAUCCAGCUCAACGACCUGGCACACGUCGGCGCCGGCAUGGUUCUCUCCAGCAACGAUCUGCAGUUCAUCAACUUUGCUCACGUGCCGUCCGUUGGCAGUGAGCUCGACAUCAGCAACAACGAGCGCCUGACGAUGCUGCAGCUGGGUUCACUCACACGUGUGGACGGCAGCUUCAGCCUGGCGACCUGCGGGUUCACGGCCGUUGACUUUUCGGGACUUGAGCGCGUCGGUGGCGACCUCGAUGUAAGCAACAACGCCCUGACCAGCAUCGCGUUUGGCAGCGCGCUGACGAUGGUAGGCGGCGAUGUGAACCUCAGCAACAACGGUUUCGACUACCUUGACGCUAUUCUCGGCGAGGGCGCCUCAUCAACACAAGCAGGGGCAGCAACCGCGGUGCUCCCUGUCAUUGGGGGCAGCCUUGUUCUUGCUGGUAACCUGCUCCCCUCCGCCAGCAUGAGGGCGUUUCCUGCGACAAUCGGCGGCGCCGUGGAUCUUAGCAACAACCUGCUGUCCAGCCUGUCGUUUGACGGGCUGACGAGCCUUGAGUUUGGCGUCCUGGCCGCGAACAACAACGGGCUGCAAUAUGUGGACCUGCGUGACGUGACUGCGGUGCACGGUGACCUGGAUCUGAGCUUGACCGGUUUGUACACGUUGGUGGCGACAAAGGUGGACCUGUUUGCCGGCGACGUGAUUCUCGCCGACAACCGCCUAGGCUCCAUCCUGUUCUCCAGCACCCUUACCCGCAUUGCAGGCAGCCUCAUCCUCAGCCACAACACCAUCUAUUCCAUUAACUUCCCAGCGACACUCACGCACAUCGGCGGCUCGCUCGAGCUCAUCAACGACAACCUCCAAUCCGUGGACCUGGGCGCAAUCAGAACCAUUGGCGACAGUCUCGUCGUUGCCAGCAGCGCUUCCCUCAACUCGUUUGACUUUGGAGACGUCACUCAGAUUGGCGGCAGCAUCGUCAUCACCAACACUACGCUCUCCUCCUUUGAGCCUCCGGCCUCAAUGACAACGCUGAACGGAGACCUUGACCUGAGCAACACGGAGCUGAGCAGUUUCUCGCUCGGCCAGAUCACCGCCAUCACGGGCAGCCUGCUGCUGUCGCGCACGUCGCUGCAGCAGCUGCUGCUGCCAGGGUUGCAGUCCCUUGGCGGUUCGCUGGACGUCUCCGGCAGCAGCCAGCUCACCCGCGUCUCGUUUGGGCAGCUGACCAGCCUUGCUGGCGGCAGUCUCGUCGUGCACAGCACUGCCGUGACCUCGCUCCCGCUCAACGACAUCACUGCCGUUGGCGGCGACAUUGACGUGCGCAGUUGCGCCAACCUCAGUACCCUGGACCUGGGCCCCCACAUCACGGCUGUGCCCGGAAGCGUUCUCGCCAUGAACAGUGGGCUGACGAGCAUCGAUCUGAGAAACGUGCGCCGCAUCGGCCGCAACCUGAACGUCUCUGGCAGCAGUGACGCUGGGCUUGACCUUGACGUCGGCGCGUUGGAGUAUGUGGGCGGGGCUGUGGAUGUGAGUCGUACCAGUCUCGCCACCUUUGACCUGCGGGCGCUGGCGGUGAUUGGCGGCGACUUGCGGAUUGUGGAUGCAGAUGCACUGGCCGUGCUGGAUGUGGGGGCGCUGACGCGCGUGGACGGGUCCUUCGUGCUGGAUGAGUGCGACACGCUGCCUUCCCUUGGCUUUGGCGGCAUUCGCUCCAUCGGUGCCGAUGUGCAGCUGAGCUCGAACCCUCGUCUCCUGCACGUCGACGUUGGCAACGCCCUGACCCGGAUUGCCGGUGUGCUACGCGUGGCCAACAUGGACGGCCUGUCAGCGCUGGAGCUGGAUCGAGUCGCCAGCGUGCACGCCGUUGACAUUUCGUACUGCGAACCGCUGGUCAGGAUCACGUUUCCCGCGCUCACACACAUCGAAGAUGGGAUUACCAUCACGGCGGUGGGCGUGGAAAGCGUCGACUUCCCCCUGCUCACAGGCUCGGUCCGAUACGCAACAUUUAACGCCCUCACAGCAUCGCGUGUUUCACUGGGCGGCCUCCAGGAAGUCGCGGAGACCUUAAACGUCCAUCUACUCCAAGCGCUUCAGCAGCUGGACUUUGGAGCCAUCACCCGUGUUGGAGGCAACGUUCACGUCACAGGGUUAGGGAGCGCCAGCGGGAUUGCAAUUGACUUUGCCGGCAUCUCCACGAUUGACGGUGCCGUUGAGGUCUCUGGCUGUGCCGCGGCUUCGCUGGACUUUGGCGCGUUGCGCUCUGUGGGUGGUGACUUGACUGUCGCUGACAACGGCCUCACGCAACUCAGCCUCGGCAGCAUUUCAACCGUUGGCGGCAGUGUCAACCUCUUUGACGAGUCGUGGGCGGCACUGGACGUGGGCGCGCUGAAACAAGUGAGCGGUCAGGUCUAUGUGUACCUGGGCGCCACCACGUCACUCAACUGCAACGGCUUUACUGCGGAAUGCUUGGCCGUCGAGGCAGCAGAAACAGCAACGCCACAGCUGAUGCGUUGCCCAGACCCAUGCUCAUGAUUCUGACGCGUGUGUGUGCGUGUGUAAGCGGAGGGAGGUUGGA
Molecule: messenger RNA, 5386 nt
Organism: Salpingoeca rosetta
Lineage: Eukaryota; Choanoflagellata; Craspedida; Salpingoecidae
Exons: 4
Coding region: 1-5343 (1780 amino acids)
Cellular component (GO): plasma membrane; cell wall
Source: RefSeq, a predicted model, not a curated record